Molecule: messenger RNA, 462 nt
Organism: Schistocerca cancellata (South American locust)
Lineage: Eukaryota; Metazoa; Arthropoda; Insecta; Orthoptera; Acrididae
Product: antifreeze protein Maxi-like
Exons: 3
Coding region: 1-462 (153 amino acids)
Source: RefSeq, a predicted model, not a curated record
AUGGGUUUGGUGGUGGCUUCUAGCAAAGCUAUGGUAGAGGUGUGGUUUGUGGAAGCUGCUCAGCCUCAUAUGAUGAUUGUGAGUGUAUAUACUAUUUACGGUGAUAUUGCUGCUGCUGCAGUUCCUGCCACUGCUGCUGCUGCAGCAGGUGCUGUCACUGCUGUUGCUGCUAGUGCAGCUGCUGCCACUGCUGUUGCUGUUGCAGCUGAUACAGCUGCUGCCACUGCUAUUGCUGUUGCUGCUGGUGCAGCUGCUGCCACUGCUAUUGCUGUUGCAGCUGCAGCCACUAGUGUUGCCGUUGCAGCUGGUGCAGCUGCAGCCACUUGUUUACCAAAUAUUGUUAAAAAUUAUACACCUGAAGUAAGUGAAAAUCAUACAAAAAUUGUUAAAAAUCAUACAUAUGAUGUAAGUGAUAAUAAUUUGGACAAGCGAGCUAUUAUAAUAUUGUUGAGAUUUUUCUAA